AUGGCUCCUCUUUGGUUCUACUCUUUCAUCAUGCUCUGCAUCUUUUCAAUCUCCGCUCUUCCUCACUCUCUCAAUACCUCUCAACAGCAACAAUUGCUCCUGCAAUUCAAAACGGCUAUUUCCAACAACAACAGCUCUUCACUGCCAGAUUGGACUCCCCUUCACCCCCUCUGUAAUUGGUCUGCCGUUACCUGCGAUCCCUCUUUCCACUCCGUCGUCGCCCUCAACUUAUCCGACAUGAACUUACAGGGCACCAUCUCUCCUCUGCUCGGUAAUCUCUCCUCUCUUCAAUCCCUCGAUCUCUCCAACAAUGCCCUCACUUCUACCAUUCCACCUCAACUCGCACAACUCACCCAUCUGCAGGUACUCUGGCUACACGGCAAUCAAUUGCAAGGAACCAUUCCGCCCACUCUCUCCGCUUGCCGCAGUUUGUAUGAUCUGAGACUCUCCUUUAACCAACUCCAUGGCAGCAUUCCGCCUGAGCUGAGUCUCCUUACAAGAUUGAAGAUCCUCGCCUUGGGAGCAAACAAUCUCACAGGUGUCAUUCCCCCUUCUUUCAAAAAUCUGUCCACUUUAGUUAAAUUGUAUGUGGGAGUAAAUGAUCUGACGGGCACCAUUCCCAGCUCUUUAGGAAAUCUGUCUUCCUUGACCUAUUUAAAUUUGGCAGAAAACGAUCUUCAUGGCCCCAUUCCCCCUGAAUUGGGCAUGCUCACUCACCUGCAGAUACUUUCUCUUUAUACAGAUAACUUAUCAGGCACCAUUCCCAGCUCUUUAGGAAAUCUGUCUUCCUUGACCUAUUUAGAAUUGGUAGAAAAUGAUCUUCAUGGCCCCAUUCCCCCUGAAUUGGGCAUGCUCACUCACCUGCAUCUUCUUUAUCUUUAUGCAAAUAACUUAUCAGGCACCAUUCCCAGCUCUUUAGGAAAUCUGUCUUCCUUGACUCGUCUAGGAUUGGCAGAAAAUGAUCUUCAUGGCCCCAUUCCCCCUGAAUUGGGCAUGCUCACUCACCUGCAGAUACUUGACCUUUAUUCAAAUAAUUUAUCAGGCACCAUUCCCGGCUCUUUAGCAAAACUCUCGAAAUUGACAAUAUUAGAUCUAUGUAGAAACCAGCUCAGUGGACAUAUUCCACGCGAAAUUGGCACCAAGCUCUCAAAUUUGCACUAUCUCAGUUUAUGGGGAAAUCAGCUUAGUGGAAAAAUACCAAAGUCCCUUGGAAAUUGUUCCAACCUCACAGCGCUUACUUUAGCUGAAAACCAGCUCAGUGGAAUGGUGCCAAUGGAGCUGGGCAAGUUGAACCUCCUUACUCGGCUUAGCCUACAUGGCAAUCAACUUGUUAGUGAUAGCAGCAACACAUUGUCUUUUCUAACUUCUCUUACGAAUUGUUCCCACUUGCAAGAAAUAUCAGUGUCGGAUAAUCAUCUCACUGGUAUAUUGCCCCCAUCCAUAGGCCAACUGUCUUCCAAUCUCGACAUCUUGACAUUAUCAAACAACAUGAUAAGCGGAAGCAUAACACAACAGUUUGUCAAUCUAACAAACUUAACAUACUUGAGUUUAAGCGAUAAUCUUAUCAGUGGCAAUAUUCCAUUUGGAAUUGAAAGAUUCCACAAGUUGGAAAGAUUGUAUUUGGGUGGGAACAAAUUAGAAGGAAGCAUUCCAAGUGAAGUAGGUCAAAUGCAACAUCUUGGACUCCUAAACAUAAGCCACAACCGGCUUUCUGGAAAAAUCCCUGAUUCUCUUUGUAGCCCCCAACAGCUAAGACGACUUUUGCUUCAGCACAACAACUUGUCAGGGGAGAUUCCUGUUAGUUUAGCAGGAUGUCACAAGUUGGAGCUCAUUGACUUAUCUUACAAUAAAUUAGUGGGAAGGAUACCUCCUGAUGUCAUUGCCAGCCUUAAAAAUCUGCUAUUCUAUCUCAAUCUUUCAUGGAAUUCUCUGCAAGGGCCCUUGCCACUGGAGAUCAGUAAAAUUGCAAUGGCUCAAGCCAUAGACCUCUCUGGAAAUCGGCUUACUGGGCUGAUUCCGAAUUCUCUAGGAGACUGA
Molecule: messenger RNA, 2037 nt
Organism: Cryptomeria japonica (Japanese cedar)
Lineage: Eukaryota; Viridiplantae; Streptophyta; Pinopsida; Cupressales; Cupressaceae
Product: LRR receptor-like serine/threonine-protein kinase FLS2
Exons: 1
Coding region: 1-2037 (678 amino acids)
Molecular function (GO): protein binding
Source: RefSeq, a predicted model, not a curated record